Molecule: messenger RNA, 330 nt
Organism: Sphenostylis stenocarpa
Lineage: Eukaryota; Viridiplantae; Streptophyta; Magnoliopsida; Fabales; Fabaceae
Source: the annotation of a GenBank genome assembly
AUGAUCAACUCGGAUCUCGAUGGAUUUGUUUCCAUUCAGGCAGUGGGAGGGGAGCAUCAUAUACUUAAAUUGCGUCACGCUUCUUAUAAUGUUGAGAAGCUAUUGAAUGCCCUGGAACUGAAGCAUGAUGAUGAUAAUAAACUUCAUAAUCUCGUUAUUUGUGGACUAUAUCGUCUGUAUGUGGAGAAUGCACAGAGGAAUGGAAAUAGGGUAACAUUGUGGGACAGGAGGUGGAGAAAGAAAUUAUGGGGUGGAGGAAGGAAUUCUGUACGAAGUGUAGACAGGGUUGUAAGAAGGCCUAAGUGGCUCACUCGAAGGGUCAAUAUGUAA